Monascus purpureus is the source of this 3072-nucleotide messenger RNA. The record is from the annotation of a GenBank genome assembly. Lineage: Eukaryota; Fungi; Ascomycota; Eurotiomycetes; Eurotiales; Aspergillaceae.
AUGCUGAUGGACUUCCUGUCUACCGGCAAGCCUCCCAAGGGGUACGUCCUAGUCACUUUCUGCGAGCCGUCACAGGGGAGCUCACUUAUCCACGAAGACGAUCUUGAACUGAUCGAUCGGACAUUACCAAUCGGUCAGGUUGUGAAGCGUCAUCCAAAAGAUACGCUCAGUGGCACGGUCAUCAGCUCAUCCACAAGGUGCACUCUUGAACCCAUCGCCUUUCGGACGAUCGAUCCCUCAACGGGAGACUACGGCCCUGUUCAUUUUACCGAAAAACGGGCGAAACGGCCUAUUGACCCUGCUGAAGACAUACCAUCUCUAUUGGUUCACGAUGUUCCGGUAACGGACAUCAAGCACCAUGAGGAGUUCUCUGAAGGGGACUUCAUCGUCUAUCGACAGAAACUGGGAAUCAUCCGUCAAAUCACCCGGGAGAUUGUUCUAGUUCUUGGGAAUUACACUGUCGUGGCUCCUGAGGCUAACGAAUUUGACAUGUCCGUUUCAGUUGGCUCCAGGCCGAUUCUAUCUUUUCCUGGAGACCCAGAGGUUCCGAAGCCAUAUCCAUUGAAUCAGGAAGAAGUUGUAUGGUCGCAAGAAGCAGAUACUCUUUAUCCAGGCCAAUUCGUCCUUUCGGAUGACAGGAGCGUGAGAAUGGGGGAUUGGAUUUACGGCUCUUAUUCGGAUUCGGUACCUCCGGAAGGAUACGUUAUUGCCGCAAAACCCAUGGACGUUACUGUCGAUUGGCUUUGCCCUAAUGUUUUUGCCGUGGGUAUGCCGUAUGUCAGUGAAGGCAGGGAGACUGUCAGGGCGUCUACACUAUUUGGGAAGGCCGCGAAGUGCGAUUUUGGAGCAUUGCCUCGCGACGGUCUCAAUGGACAGGGAAUCAGGUCAGAUUCAUGGCUCGGGAUUGGCGACAGGGCCCGCUUCCGUGACCCGACUGAUGCAGCAGCAAAGUAUCCCGGGUUUCAGUCUAUCCCGGCUCAAGACUGCUGUGGUUUUGAUCUGAAUGUCUUCAGGAUAGUGUCUUCUAAGACCGAAGUUAGGGUCCAAUGGCAAGACCUCAGCAUUACCACAGAGGAAGCGACAUCGCUGCGUACUUUUACGAGCUCCGAAGAUGAAGUCUGGCCUGGAGAUCUUGUUACAUUGCGAGAAGGGGCGAAGAGUGUCCCAAAUCCUGGUCGUGACCGGCCUGAGCCCCUUGCUGCACAUUUCCAGGGGUUUCAGGAUGACAAUAUUCUUGUGCCUAAGAAAGUGGGCGUGGUGCAGAAGGUGAACAGUGCAGAACGGAUAGCAACAGUUCGUUGGUAUAAGAACCCCAAAGUUCAAUUGCUUCAUAAUGGGAAUAUAUUACGACCGUCGUCAAAGCUAGGUGAGCUGGGCGAUAUGACCACUGAUGUCUCGUUGUAUGAACUCUCGACACAUCCCGGACUGAGCAAAGCAAGGGGUGAUUUGGUGCUUAUUGCUCCAGAGAAAGUUCACAAAUCAAUAUUAUCUGAGGGGUCUAGCAAUCCAUCAUCUACUGCCGCUGGUCCAUGUACAUUGAGUUACCUUUUCCCCAUCUCAUUUUUCCAGGUGUCUGUCUACCUGGAAUAUCUAAAAAUGGUGCUGGUGCAUGCAGAUUGGUUCAGAGAUACUGUUCAAGUCGAUUCAGCUCCUCUGCCUUUCAGACAUGACGUCCACCGGGACGAGUAUAGCGUCAAGGCUCCUGUCGACUAUGUCGGGCGAAUAAUUGCGAUCGACAUGGAUGGCACGAUUACAGUGCGUCUUGCAACCGCAGACAACUGUCAUGACAUUUAUGUUCCCUUGGAGAAGAUUCUCAUGGUGAUCGAUGAUGAUGGCACGCCUGAGGAACCAGCCAUUACUAGCUUCAACGUUGGUUUUGAUAUCAAUGACCCUGAUGACUUACCGAUUACGACGACCGUUGAAUAUGAGGGUGGCGAACGACUGGAUGAUGACAGCGGAGACGAUAUGUGGACGACUGAUGAUGAUGAUGACUAUGAAGACAGUAACGAAGGCAAUGACGAGGAAGAUAAUGAUGAUCACGAUAAUAACAAUAAUAUUGUUAUCUCUGAACUACGGCUUGAUCCAACGACGGACGAGACGAAGAUAUCGGAUGAAACAUCUACGGGCAUAUGUGAAGACGGUGAACUAGCAAUCCUCACCAUGCAGCUGCCAGUGAGCCGACCCCCCAGCUUCGCGGUGCUAGACGGCUCUCCUCCUCCUGAUCAUGCUUUCCUCUCCCGGCCUGCGACAGACGUACCUGUAACACAGAUAAAACGCAUUCGGAAAGAGUAUCAGAUUCUAGAGUCUUCGCUCCCCCCGGGGAUUAUUGUGCGAACAUGGGAAUCUAGACUUGACCUACUGCGCGUUCUCAUUAUCGGGCCUCAAGGGACCCCAUACGAGUAUGCGCCACAUGUUAUUGACAUUCAUUUCGGUCAUAACUUUCCAAACACGCCUCCAGAUUCUUUUUUUCAUUCCUGGACUAAUGGCAUGGGGAGAAUCAACCCAAACUUAUACGAGGAUGGCAAGAUAUGUCUUAGCAUUCUAGGAACGUGGCCUUCUCAAAACCCGGAUGAGAUCUGGUCACCUGCGAAGUCCACGGUCUUGCAAAUUCUGGUUUCUAUUAUGGGGCUAGUGUUGGUGAAGACUCCGUUUUACAAUGAAGCGGGGUUUGAAAUAUUUGCGUCCGAGGGCGAUGGACGAGUUGAAUCUAUCCAAUAUACCGAGAAAGCAUUCGUCUUGACUCGGCACUUCAUCGAUAUUGCCCUUCAGCGACCUGUUGCCGGGUUCGAGGAUGUCUUGAUCUGGCACUAUCUUCCAGGUCCGGUGAGGAAUGAUGAGAAUGACAAUACAGCAGAAUUGGAGCGUCCUCGGCUACUGCGGAAGGCAAUUUCAGAGGCCAAAGCCAUGAUCGAACACCACAAUGCCACCUCCAGUAGCAGCGCAGAGACAAUAGAGAAGAAUGCGGCGUCACCAUUUGUAAAUCGUCUCAGUCUUGGGGCUGUUAUUAUGCUUCGGAAGCACAUAGCGGCUCUCGAGAAAAUCGAGGCUGCAGCCAUACGGAAAUUCUCGUGA